Messenger RNA from Ornithorhynchus anatinus (platypus), 802 nucleotides. RefSeq names its product synuclein beta (gene SNCB). The transcript has 6 exons. Gene Ontology annotation, biological process: synaptic vesicle endocytosis; chemical synaptic transmission; synapse organization. Gene Ontology annotation, molecular function: cuprous ion binding. The record is from RefSeq and is a predicted model, not a curated record. Gene Ontology annotation, cellular component: neuronal cell body; axon terminus; cytoplasm. The coding region runs from base 315 to 719 and encodes 134 amino acids. NCBI's taxonomy places the organism in Eukaryota, Metazoa, Chordata, Mammalia, Monotremata, Ornithorhynchidae.
CAGACGCGAACUCGGCGCUGCUGCAACGCGCUCAGAGCCAGCGGGACGCGAAGCCCGAGCUUAUUCCUAGGAGCCGCAGCUCGGCCCGCACCCGGACCCGCACCCCGCCCCGCAACCGGACCCAGCGGGGAGGACGAGGGCCUCGGGGCCCCGGACCGCCACCUCCCAGCCGGGCUGCGCCCCCCGCUCCAUGGCCCAGCCGCGCCCCUGAACCCCGCAGCCCCCCACCGGCCCCGCACCCAGCCGAGCGCCCGCACCCGUCUACACCGCCGCCCCGCAUCCCAGCACCGUCUCCCGCAGAGCCCGGCGCCAGGAUGGACAUGUUCAUGAAGGGGUUAAACAUGGCCAAAGAAGGCGUGGUGGCCGCCGCCGAGAAGACCAAGCAGGGAGUCACGGAGGCCGCGGAGAAGACCAAGGAGGGCGUCCUCUACGUCGGCAACAGGACCAGAGAAGGAGUAGUGCAAGGUGUCGCCUCAGUGGCGGAGAAGACCAAGGAGCAGGCAUCGCAGUUAGGGGGUGCUGUGUUCUCCGGGGCCGGUAACAUCGCCGCUGCCACGGGGCUGAUGAAGAAGGAGGACCUCCCUGCCGACGUCAAGCCCGAAGAAGUGGGCCAGGAAGCUGGCGAAGAGCCCCUGAUCGAGCCUCUGCUGGAGCCUGAAGGCGAGAGCUAUGAGGACCCCGCUCAGGAGGAGUACCAGGAGUACGAGCCAGAGGCCUAACGGGCCACCUCCCCCGGCCUCCCGGCCCCUCCACCAGCAGCACAAUAACAAUAAAGACGCCCUGCCCCGCUCCCCCCACCCCA